Fraxinus pennsylvanica is the source of this 1623-nucleotide messenger RNA. The record is from the annotation of a GenBank genome assembly. NCBI's taxonomy places the organism in Eukaryota, Viridiplantae, Streptophyta, Magnoliopsida, Lamiales, Oleaceae.
AUGUUGUUUACCAUAGGAGAAAUGAUGACAGGAGCAGGCUCUGCAGUUGCAGGCCUAAUGGUGGCUUAUGCCAUGUUUCAGAAUUAUUUCCCCUAUGACCUCCGAAAACCUCUGAAGCGUUACAGCCACAAGAUCAUGAGUGUGCUCUAUCCUUACAUCGUGAUUACGUUUUCAGAAUAUCAGGGUGAUGGGUUCGAACGUAGCAAAGCAUUUGCUGCAAUCGAAAGGUAUUUGAAUAAGAAUUCCUCGAAGCAGGCGAAGCAUCUACAGGCCAACGUUGUAGAAGACAGCCAGGCUAUAGUUCUUAGCAUGGCAGAUAACGAAGAGGUCACUGAUGAAUUCCAGGGGACCAAGCUUUGGUGGGCUUCCAACCAUUUUGUUCCCGACAGGCAGUCGAUUUCGUUCUAUCCGAGGGAAGAUGCUAGCAGGUAUUUCACACUCACUUUCCACAAGAAAUAUAGGGAUAUAAUCACCAACUCUUAUUUGAAACAUGUUUUGAAUGAGGGAAAGGAGAUUGCUGUUAAAGAAAGGCAGAGGAAAUUGUACACUAACAAUAAGAGUGAUAGUUGGCACGGAUACAAGAGAUCCAAGUGGAGCCAUGUGAUAUUUGAACAUCCAGCAAGUUUUGAUACUUUAGCCAUGGAGCAGAACAAGAAGGAAGAAAUUAUCAAAGAUUUGAUCAGAUUUACUAAGGCGAAAGACUAUUACGCCAAGAUUGGCAAGGCAUGGAAGCGGGGAUAUCUCCUCUACGGUCCACCUGGAACUGGGAAGUCCACCAUGAUCGCUGCCAUGGCUAAUCUUUUGAAAUAUGACGUCUAUGAUCUUGAAUUGACGGCAGUUAAGGACAACACGGAGCUGAGAAAAUUGCUGAUAGACACGUCGAGUAAAUCUAUUGUUGUAAUAGAAGACAUUGAUUGUUCACUCGAUCUUACUGGCCAAAGGAAGAAGAAGAAGGAGAAGACAGAGGAUGAAAAGAAAGAAGAAAAGGAUAAGGAUCCAGUUAAGGCGGAGAUUAAAAAGCGGGAGGAAAACCAGAAUAGUCAGGUUACAUUAUCUGGGCUUCUGAAUUUCAUCGAUGGCCUAUGGUCAGCUUGUGGUGGGGAGAGGAUAAUUGUUUUUACAACGAAUUAUGUGGAAAAACUAGAUCCUGCUUUGAUUAGGAGAGGAAGAAUGGAUAAACAUAUAGAAUUAUCAUACUGUAGCUUUGAGGCAUUCAAAGUUUUAGCAAAGAAUUAUUUGGACCUUGAAUCUCAUAAACUGUUUUCCAGGAUUGAUAACCUCUUAGAGGAAACCAAAAUGACUCCUGCUGAUGUUGCAGAAAACUUAAUGCCUAAAUCAGUUGAAGAGGAUGAAGUAGCUUGUCUGUUGAGAUUGAUCACUGCUCUGGAAGAAGCAAAAGUGAAGGCUGAGGAAGAAGCAAAAGCCAAGGCCGAGGAAGAAGCUAAAGCCAAAGCCGAGGAAGAAGCUAAAGCCAAAGCUGAGGAAGAAGAGAAGCUAAAGGUUGAGAAAGAGAAAGAAGAAAAUGGUAAAGAAGGUGUUAAAGGAGAAGUGAAAGAAAAUGGUGAAGAUGCUAAACAUUCGGCGGCUAAUGGUGUGAAAGAAAAUGAAGAUGUCUCUCAUUGA